AUGAAUGAAUGUGAGGACAGAGAGGAGGGACCCCCUCCCUCUAAAACCACUCUGUGGGGGGAACAUGAGAGCCAGACCAAAUCUCAGAGGUGAGAUGAGGAUCUCCAACUGUCCAUGACUCUUCUCCAUGACUCUUCUCCAUGUCAGAGCUCAGCACUCACAUCUCUCCACUAUCACUGUUAUUCACACUCAGACCUCUGUCUGUCUGUCUGUCUGUCUGUCAAAGACCUGAGCAGCAGUACAGACCAGACUCUCCUGGACCUGGACCCAGCUGUGUGUCCUUCAGGAGUGACUGGUCUAAGGGUGUAAUUAUUGAUUUCCAAGAUGGACAUCAGUCUGAUCAUCAAAAGUAAUAAUCUAUAACAGCAUCACUCAAACCUGGACGAUUUUCAGUGUUCUUGUUUCUUCAUCAGUGUUUGUUUUUCCAUCAGAGUCAAACAUGAGAGACCAGGCUCUCCUGGACCUGAGCCCAGCUGUCUGUCUUUAAAGAGUGACAGGUCUAUGAUUGAACCUUUUAAUUUCAAAGAAGGAGAGAUUUGUGAUGAGCAAAGGUGAGACUUUCAAACUGAACUUUCUUUGUUUUGUGUGAAAGUUUUCAUCCUAAUUGCAGUCAGUGUUUUCUCUGUGAAGAGGAGGAUUUUUCAGGAUUCACGUUUCUAUAAUAAUAAUAAUAAUAAACUAUACCUGUAUAGCACCUUUCUAGAACAGUUGUCACAGAGUGCUUCAUAGUCAUCAAAUUAAACAAAGGGUGAGACAAUAAGACAUAAAAAUCAACAAAAAGUACACAGGUAGUCACAAGUCCUUUGGUUUGUAGUCUGGUCCAGUUGACAGCCAGCAAACCCUGGUCAGAGGAUCUUAGAGUCCUGCUGGAGCUGUAAGGCUUCAGCAGGACUCUGAUAUACGCUGGAGCUUGUCCAUGCACAGCUCUGAACACAAGAACAAUUUAAAUUGGAAUUUGAAUUGAAUGGGUAGCCAGUGUAAAGACCUGAUGAUGGGUGUGAGGUGGGACCAUUUAGGUGAUCUUGUCAAGAGCUUAGCUGCAGCAUUUUGAGCCACUUGCAGGCGUUUCAAAGAGGAGGUAUUUAAUCAAGUAAACAAAGAAUUGCAAUAGUCCAGACAAGAUGAGACAAAGGCAUGAAGAUUCAUCUCAAGCUCAUUCCUAGAUACUAUGGGUCUGAGCUUAGAAAUAUUUCUCAGAUGAUAAAAAGAUGUGCGAACCAGACCAUUUACAUAUUGCUCCAGACUUUGGACAUGGCCCAUCUGAACACUCAGGUUUUGGAUGGAAGAAUAAGACAUCAAUACUUUUCCUUACAUUUGGCACAGCAUGCUUGGGUGCUGAGAUAAGAACCUCUGUUUUGUCAGAGUUUAACUGGAGAAAAUUAUCUGCCACUCAUGCUUUAAUACAGUUCACACAAUCAAUUAAUCAGGAUCCAACAGCAGUAAACAGGAUCUAAGCCUGCAAGAACUGGACUCUGCAUGUAUCUUUAUUUGUGUCCAGGAUCCACGAGAUAGACUCUAUCACAUGUAACCCUGUGUCUCCUUAUAUUAUAUCCACUACAUUAGAUUCUGUUGGUUCCACAGAAUUCAGCAGCAGAGAUCACAGGUUCCCAUUGGUCAGUCUGCCCAGCAGCAUCAAACACAGCUGGACUCCAUACUUAUGGUAGGUGUAAAUUUACAAACACAGCUCCUACUGAUCAUUAGAGCAGACACUCAGUAUAUUUGGAGGUUUCUCGAUUGUUUCCUGAUGACACUGCAAACAUCACCUAUGCCUGAGUUGUCGUCACACUCACAGUUUGACUAACUGAAUGAAGCCUUACAUUUAUGACCUGCACAGAGGUCAGAGGUCAUGGUGAAUGGUGGUCUCACAGACUCAGACUUGGGCAGCAGAGAGCAGAGUUCACAAACUGAGUCCAGUUUGAGGUUUAAAGAACAGAAAGAUUUUGGUUCAUGUCAAUGACAGCUGCUGCUUUCAGCUUCAUUCUAAUAAACACAUCACCUCUAAAGUCACUGCAGACUUUUUCUCUAUGAAAUCACACCAGGAGAUUUCUCCAAUAUGAAGUUCAGGUCAUAGAAACUGGAUCUGUAGAAGACAGGACCAUCCACAAAGUAAACCCUGAAGCAGCAUUGUGAUCCAGUCUCCACGCUGGACUAUGCAGACCAGCAGGCUUUCUGUCUGUUACAGAUGAUCUGAUGUUCAUUUCUACAAGUUCAAAUUCACAUUUUGUUCUGUUUCAGCUGCUCCAGGAGAACAUGAUCAGCUUUGUAAAGGAGCAGCUGAAGGAGAUCCAGAGAGUUCUGAGUCCAGAUGAGCCAGAAUGCUUAGAGAGUCCAAGGGAGGAUGAGGAUGAAGAGCAGAGGAGGAGCAGAGAGGCAUUUCUGAAGAUCACUCUGCACUUCCUGAGGAGAAUGAAGCAGGAGGAGCUGGCUGACAGUCUGCAGAGAAGUAAGAGGAUUUGAAGAGAUUGAACAUAAAGGAAAGAGGAAAUGGAGACAACAUGAAAGAGGUUUACAGUUCAGACUCUGCUGUUCAUGUGAUGCACACAUGUGUAUCACAUCUAUGAACUGAGAAAAAAUGAUCACAGCUAGUGAGCUAAAGAGAUUUCAGAGAGGAGGGAAAUCAAAUCCAUCCUGAUGUCUUCAAAUGUCAAUUCAUCAGACUGAUUGUAGCUUCAGAUGAUUCAUCACAUUUCUUUUUGUUCAUUCAGGAUCUGCUGCUGCAAAGUGCCGACACAAACUCAAGUCCAACCUGAAGGAGAAGUUCCAGUGUGUGUUUGAGGGGAUAGCUAAAGCAGGAAACCCAACCCUUCUAAACCAGAUCUACACAGACCUCUACAUCAUAGAGGGAGAGACUGGAGAGGUCAACGAUGAACAUGAGGUCAGACAGAUUGAAACAGCAUCCGGGAAAGCAGAGCGACCAGAAACCACCAUCAGAAAAGAAGACAUCUUUAAAGGCUCACCUGGAAGACAGGAAACAAUCAGAACAGUGAUGACAAAGGGAGUGGCUGGAAUUGGGAAAACCGUCUUAACACAGAAGUGGACUCUGGACUGGACUGAAGACAAAGCCAACCAGGACAUCCACUUCACAUUCCCAUUCACCUUCAGAGAGCUGAACAUACUGAAAGAGAAAAGGUUCAGCUUGGUGGGACUUGUUCAUCACUUCUUCCCUCAAACCAAAGAAGCAGGAAUCUGCAGCUUUCAAGACUUCCAGGUUGUGUUCAUCUUUGACGGUCUGGAUGAGUGUCGACUUCCUCUGGACUUCCACAACAAUCAGGUCCUGACUGAUGUUACAGAGUCCAGCUCAGUGGAUGUGCUGCUGACAAACCUCAUCAGGGGGAACCUGCUACCCUCUGCUCGCCUCUGGAUAACCACAAGACCUGCGGCAGCCAAUCAGAUCCCUCCUGAGUGUGUUGACAUGGUGACAGAGGUCAGGGGGUUCACUGACCCGCAGAAGGAUGACUACUUCAGGAAGAGAUUCAGAGCUAAAGAGCGGGCCAGCAGAAUCAUCUCCCACAUCAAGACAUCCAGAAGUCUCCACAUCAUGUGCCACAUCCCGGUCUUCUGCUGGAUCUCUGCUACAGUUCUGGAGGAUCUGCUGAAGACCAGAGAGGGAGGAGAGCUGCCCAAGACGCUGACUCAGAUGUACAUCCACUUCCUGGUGGUUCAGUCUAAACUGAAGAACAUCAAGUAUGAUGGAGGAGCUGAGACUGAUCCACACUGGAGUCCAGAGAGCAGGAAGAUGAUCGAGUCUCUGGGAAAACUGGCUUUUGAGCAGCUGCAGAAAGGAAACCUGAUCUUCUAUGAAUCAGACCUGACUCAAUGUGGCAUGGAUAUCAGAGCAGCCUCAAUGUACUCAGGAGUGUUCACACAGAUCUUUAGAGAGGAGAGAGGACUGUACCAGGACAAGGUGUUCUGCUUUAUCCAUCUGAGUGUUCAGGAGUUUCUGGCUGCUCUUCAUGUCCACCUGACUUUUACCAACUCUGGAGUCAACCUGAUGGAAGAAGAACAACAAACAAUAUUUUCAAUAUUUAAACUCUUCAUUGUCAAACCAAAACUGAUCAAUGUCCAUCAGAGUGCUGUAGACCAGUCCUUACACAGUCUGAAUGGACACCUGGAUUUAUUUCUACGUUUCCUACUAGGUCUUUCUCUGCAAACCAAUCAGAAUCUCCUGAGAGGUCUGUUGACACAUACAGGAAGUACCUCACAGACCAAUCAAGAUACAGCUGAGUACAUCAAGAAGAAGAUCAGUGAGGAUCUAUCUGCAGAGAAAAGCAUCAAUCUUUUCCACUGUCUGAAUGAACUGAAUGAUCGCUCUCUAGUGGAGGAGAUCCAACAGUCCCUGAGAUCAGGACGUCUCUCCACAAAGAAACUGUCCCCUGCUCAGUGGUCAGCUCUGGUCUUCAUCUUACUAACAUCAGAAAAAGAUCUUGACGUGUUUGACCUGAAGAAAUACUCUGCUUCAGAGGAGGGUCUUCUGAGGCUGCUGCCAGUGGUCAAAGCCUCCAACAAAGCUCUGUAGGUGGACACAUGAGACAUUCAAACACUAUUGUUCAUGAGAGAUGAAACAUUGUCUCUGUGCUAAUCACUGAAUUUUCUUCAGGUUGAGUGGAUGUAACCUGUCAGAGAGAAGCUGUGAAGCUCUGUCCUCAGUCCUGAGCUCCCAGUCCUCCAGUCUGAAAGAACUGGACCUGAGUGACAAUGACCUGCAGGAUUCAGGAGUGAAGCUGCUGUCUGAUGGACUGAAGAGUCCUCACUGUAAACUAGAAACUCUCAGGUCAGGUCUUCUGCUGAUUGAGUUUUGUAGUUGUUUGAAUGAAAUUGUCUAAGGUUGGUACACUUUUCCUUGUUUCAUAUAUUUUUUAUGACUCCAGAUUAUCAGGCUGUCUGAUCACAGAAGAAGGUUGUGCUUCUCUGGCCUCAGCUCUGAGCUCCAACCCCUCACAGCUGAGAGAACUGGACCUGAGCUACAAUCAUCCAGGAGACUCAGGAGUAAAACUACUUUCUGCUGGACUGGAGGAUCCUCUAUGGAGACUGGAUACACUAAGGUAUAACCAGACAGUUACUGGGUCACAGACAACUACAAAUAUAUUUGGGUCCUGAUCUUCAGCUGCAGCUUCCUGAGAGGAGACUUUCAAGAGUUCUGAUUGUUUUAUCCAACUUAUACUUAUACUAUAUGGCUAGUAAAGGAGUCAAAUCAAAUAUUCACUCACUAUGAUUAAUGUUAAAGAAUGCUUGGUUAAUAAUAAAUGAUUUGAUGCUAAACACAUAUAUAAUGAAUUGUACAAUCACAUUAACAAACAUUCUCAUUAUGCUUUGAGUAUCACUUUUCAAAGAACAUUGAUCAUGUUAAAUUACUCUGAAAUGAGACAGAUAGUAACACAUAGAAAUUGUGAAUAACACAAGGGUAAACACAUGUAAAUGAACUUCAUAACAGUCAAUAAUGGAUUCUACAAACCAACAUUCAGAAUAUUAACUAACAGUAUAACUAACUAAUGGUUAACAAAGCUAAACAAAUGAUUAAGAGAUAAACUAAAUAUUCCUACUAGAAUAGGGUUGUAAUUCAAACAAAAUAACUUCAGCUUUUUAAGUACAUGAAACAGUUUGGAAAGCUGUUGAUCUGAAGGAACUUUAGGACUGAAGGAUUUAUUCUGUCAGUGUGAGAUCUUGGCUUAUGAGUAUGAUAGGCAGAUGGGACAAAGGGCUCUAUUUUCGUAUACGCCGGGGACGCGGCGGACCCAAGCAGGGCGUGGUGGCGAGGCAGGGGGAGGUGUCGACAGAAUCAGCUGGCGCAGUGACAUUUUCAUGCUCGCCACCAGCGUAUAAAGUGUGCUGAAAGCUCACCGAUUCAAACCUGGUCAGCUUUCAGCGCAGGUGGAGCGCAGCUGGUCUAGUGGUAUUUUGGUAGACCGGCAACGUAUCAGCAUACAUCACCAAUGCCUUACCGGCAGGUUUCCAAAGUUUCAGGCACAUUUCAGUGCAAUAAAUAAUCAACAACAACUAAUAAUCUGAGUCAGCACAUACAUUUAGAUCUAUAUUGAUAUAUUCUGACCUAUAUCUGAUCUGAUGAGCGCGUUUGGCACGUGUUUGGACACACAACCUGACCGAAUCAACACAGCUGAAACCACAUAAAAUUAAAUAAAAUAUCUAGUAAAUAGACACACAUGAUGAAGUUAACAAGAUAUGUAAUUUGUCUCUUUCCUUUUCUUUCUUCCUCUUCCUCUUGUUUCUUGCGCAGCUCGACCUGAACAUGUCUCCGUGUCCUCUCUCCGUCCUGCUGCAGCUGCGGCUAAACAGAUUAUUUAUUUCAGUGAUCAGAUGAGUUAUUUACUUUAAGCCUACAUACCAAUAUUAUAAUAUUCAGUUUUGUGAGUCAAAUUUAUUUUAUAUGCCAACAUCUAUGAAAGAAAGAGCCAGGCCAUGGAGCGCGAUGCGUCAUUUACGCACAGAUGGUUCAGAUUUUUUUGGGGAGUUUAUGUUGUGAUCUGUGUGCACAAACCACCUUUGUCACGUGAGGUUUGAAUAAAUGCAACUUUAUGUGAGUGUCUUUAUUUGUGGAAAGGGUGUUUGUCUUACCAGUGGGUCCAGCAUUACACACACCAAAUCCGUCUGUGCUCAGAUGAGAGAGUUUGGAGGACACCAAAUGCAGCGCUUACAGUGACACUUGUUGAGGGGCUGCCUUCUGUCGCCAUCUUGUGGCAUUACUGUCUUCAGACAUCUCUUGAUCUCUUUGACUACUUCACGAAAAUAGUAAUAUGCCUCGCCAGUGGCGGAUUUAAAGGCAAGGAGAGGAGCUUAUGUGAUUGGUGAAAACAGGUCUCAACUGUGUUAAACCCACUCCACGCCCUCUCUCCUCCCUCGCUACGACUUACUCCACUGGGAGGAGCUGAGUUAGGGAGGGGGGAUACUUACGCUAGGCUGUGCCGCUCACCAAAAUACCAAAUUGUGCUUGAGAACGCCUUUUCAGCUUACGCCGACACUCACUUACGCCACUCCUGCGGCACGUCUCCAGCGAGACACGAAAAUAGAGCCCUUGGUGUUACAGGUUUACACCAUCUCGUCUCUGGUGACCAGAUGUAAGCCUUACAUUCUUUUGGGGGGUUGGGAUGAGAAAGUGGUCGUCUCUGCUACACAAUAAAAAAAGUUAUAGUACUAUUAAAACAGGAAUUCAUAUUUCCAAUUUCAUGAGUUCAUCCAUGAACAAAUAGAGGAAUUAUAAAAAGAUUCAAAAGUUUAUUCUUUAAAAACACAUGAAUGCAUUCCUCAAUAAACAGCUGAAAAAUCAGUUUGAAAAUGCAGUUUUAAAAGCGAGAAUACAGAAUUGAAUUGACUGUCUGAAGUAAAUAUACAGCUUUUAAUCAGCCAUUUAAAGGACAAUUCCUCUUUUCAUUUCCAUUUCCUGGCUGCUUUUUUUCCCCAUUAGCUAAUUGAUUAAAAAGUCUUUUAUCUUUCAGUUCCCCCUCUCCAUUUUUCUUUUCCUCACACUUUGGACCUUGAGCUGGUAAAUCAGGUGAAACAUUGCAAAUAAGCCAUGAAACAAGCUCUCUAAUUGGUUAUAACCUGGCUUAUUACAUGCAGAUGUCUGCAGGGAGGUGAAGAUGAUGGAAGAUGAGGAAGAAUAGACCUUAUCCAGUGUUCCAGGUGGAAAGAGGUCCAAACUUGGAUAUUCUGACUCUGUGGUCAUUUCACAGCUCCCUGAUUGAGGAACAGACACACAGAAUAAGAACAGAGAUGAUCAAGAGAGAGAUCAUAUUUUAACUUUUAAACACAUUUGACAGUCCUUUAGCCCACGUCAGAACACAGAGAAGAUGCUUUAUUACACCGGAUAUUACAAGAUGAAGGUUCACAUCCAGUUUAAUAAUCAGAGCAGAACAACUUUCAAAUCUCCUCCAGAUCCUUUCAGUGGAGCUCUAAUGCUUUACUGGCAAAGCUACGUUCAGUAAGAGCAGCAGCAGACCUGUCAGUCAUGAUCAGGUAAGCUGAGAGGCUGUUUGAGGAGAUGCACCAACUUUGCUUCACUUUCUGUCCAUCCCAAACUGCAGGAAAUCCACCUGCUGUUCCAGCUGUGAUACUUCUACUCCCUCUGCUCUAGCUGAAUCUGAAUGAUCCAAGAAGAGGCUCACAUACUCACAUGAGUUCAUCUGAGAGCUUUCAUUUCAUCUUCAUUUAUAUCUAGAAGAAGAGAGCCCAAUACUUUAUCUCUCUAUCUGCAGACAAGGUUUCAAGUCUAUUUAGAGGGAGCUUUUUAGACCAAAGUGUGGACAGCUGCCCUAAAAGAAGAAAUGAAUGUCUUUUUCCAAAGGGUCCAAAUCAAAUCUCCAUGUUGUGGGACAGACCAACAGCCAGCCUUUGCUGUUUCAAUCUUGUUGUUGUUAUUCCUUUUCUGGGAGUUUCUGUCAGAAAGACUCAGAAAAAGUGUCACAGGGACAAACCGAGGAACUCUGCUUCAUGUUGGACAGCUGGGACGACUCAUGUUGGGCACUCAAUCAUUCUGACUGUGUUUGUUCCUCCAGGGUGGACCAUGGUGGAGAGCAGAGGUUAAAACCUGGUGUGAAGAAGUGUAAGUGUGAAAUCAGUUUGACUCCUGAUGACCAAACAGCAGACUGUCAGCUAACAAAGAAGAAGAAAGCCUUCAGGUGUGUCUGAUGAUAACUUGCUGCUGUGUUGUGUCUUUUUCUCUCUGUCAGAUUUCUGUGAACUCAAACUGGACUCAAAGACAGUAAACAGAUUCCUCAGACUGUCUGAAAACAACAGGAAGGUGACAAGUGUGAAAGAGGAUCAGUCAUAUCCUGAUCAUCCGAAGAGAUUUGACUUUUAUCCUCAGCUUCUGUGUAGAGAUGUUCUGACUGGACGCUGUUACUGGGAGGUGGAGUGGACAGGAAAGAUUCAUAUAUCAGUGAGUUACAGAGGAAUCAGAAGGAAAGGAGACAGUGUUAACUGUCUGUUUGGAUGUAAUGAUCAGUCCUGGAGUCUGCGCUGCUCUGAUUAUCGUUACUAUGUCCAUCACAAUGAAAUUAGAACAGACCUCCGUCUCCCUUGGUCUUCUGUCUCUCACAGAGUAGCAGUGUAUGUGGACUGUCAUGCUGGCACUCUGUCCUUCUACAGCGUCUCCUCUGACACACUGAUCCACCUCCACACCUUCAACACCACCUUCACUCAACCUCUCUAUCCUGGGUUUGCACUCAAGUCUCUUGGUUCCUCAGUGUGUUUGUGUUCUGUGUAGGAGGGAGAGUCUCGUCCUCUCUACACAAACACCACAAACACAAACAGCAGCUGAAGAACAAUUGACCCUCUGCACAAACACAAACUUCAGCUGAUUAUUUGACUGUUUGUAUCCUGUCACAUCAGUCUGUGGGCUCUAUUUUCGUGUACGCUGGUGAGGCAGCGGAGGGUGGCGGACCCCGCGCAGUUGUAUUUUUGUCCGGCUGAGCCCGGCAUACAGCCGGUUUGGUAUUUUCGUGGACUGAGGCGCACCAAGGUCUGCCAAGCUGGGCGUGGUGGCGUGGCAGAGGAAGGUGUCGACAGAAUCAGCUGGCGCAGUGACAUUUUCGUGCUCGCCACCAGUGUAUAAAGUGCGCUGAAAGCUCUCUGAUUCAAACCUGGUCAGCUUGCAGCGCAGGCAGUGCGCAGCUGGUCUGGUGGUAUUUUGGUAGACGGGCGGCUAUCGGCAUACGUCACCGAUGCCUCACCGGCAGGUUUCCACAGUGUCAGGCACAUUUCAGUGCAAUAAAUAAUCAUCAACAACCAAUAAUCUGAGUCAGCACAUACAUUUAGAUCUAUAUAAAUAUAUUCUGAUCUAUAUCUGAUCUGAUGAGCGCGUUUGGCACGCGUUUGGACACACAACCUGACCGAAUCAACACAGCUGAAACGGCAUUAAAUUAAAUAAAAUAUCUAGUAAAUAGACACACAUGAUGAAGUGAAAAAGAUUGGUAAUUUGUCUCCCUCAGAGACAAAAGCAUGAGUGACAAUCUCCAGGACUGCACAGUAUUGUUGACAUGCUGGUUCAGACUGAGGUUUUUCUUUAAAAGUCAUGUCUAACAUUUUGUGACAGAGAGUCCAGAUGAGUCAUCAUUCCUGCUGAGCCUGGACUAAAAAUCAUUACCUCGGUUUGAUCCAAAUUUAGCUGCAGGAAACUCUGAGACAUCCAUCAUUUUAUGCCUUUGAUACAGUUAUUUAAUGUGUUGAAAUGGUGAAAAUCAAUGGGAAUAAAAGACAGGUGCAGCUGGGUAUCAUCCGCAUAUGAGUGGAAACUAAGAUGGAUGACAUGACCAAGGGGUAACAAGAGAAGUGGUCUAAGGACCGAUCCCUGAGGAACCCCACAGGUCAGCUUUUUUUAAAUCAGUAGGACCAUUACCAGUUAUUAUCCAUGAGUUUACCAUGGAGAGGAGAUGUGAACUGAUUGGCUCAUAACCCUCUUUUAGAAAUCUCACUGCAGGACGUCAGGAGCACAGGAGGAGGGUUUCAUUUUAUGAAUCACUUUAGUGAGGGUAAAUAUUGAAACACAGUUAAAAGACUGAAAGACAGCUGUAGUUUGAAGAGAAACAGUUUGGUUUGGAGGAGGAGGAGUUUCAUCUUUGUUAAGUUUCCUUUAUUUUGGCACAUUCAUGUUUCAUGUCUUGUCCUUCCUGAUUUAUUUUGAAGUCAUUAACCCUUGUCCUUGUUUCAGAAAUGUUCCUGUCUGCCCCACCCCUGUCUUGUCGCACCUGCGUCCUGAUUGCGUCUCCCCACCGGUUUCCCAUCACCCUCAUUACCUCUUGUAUUUAACCUCAUGUCUCUCACUGUCUUUUUGCAAGUUCGUUGUACCUCACAGUCUUCGUCUCAGCAGUCUGUCACACCCACAGUCUUAGGCCUUCUACACACGUAGCUGGGUAUUUUUAUUGUAGUGCUUUCUUCAUAUCAACUAUCCUCAGAUACAGAGCCCUGGGUUUAUAAAUAAAACUUCUCAAGGAAGUUAUAGCAUGAAAUGUAUUUUAAAAGAUUUUAUUGUCACACACCUACCUUUACAUCAUCGUCUGUGACACACAUGAACGUAACAGAUAAGUGCUUAGCUGUAUGAUUUUUACCUCAAUAAACGUCUUAAUCACUAAUGGUUAAACUUUUCUUAUGUACUAAAGUCAUAAAGAGAAAAUCUACAUUUUAAGUUUUUAUUAAGAAAAAGCAAAAUAAAAAUUGACAACACCUUCUUCAUCUGCUUGUCCACUUUAUUCCGCCAUAUCAAUACUGCAGGUAAGAGUCAAUCCCUUAUGAGGCAGCUUAUCAAUUUAAACUUCAGGAUAAUUCACACAACAGGUAUUUGUUACUCCUAAAUGUGGGCCCACAAAACAAACACACAAAAAGCCGGCAAAUAAAAUUCAAAUGAAAGUAUAAUCCUCCCUUGCAGGCCUGUUAGAGCUGCUUACUGGCUUUAUUAAGAAGACGAAAAACACCUCGACUCCACGGUCCAACCAACUUCAUCCGUCGCCUCGUCCUGCAUGCUGCUCAGUUCACUUCACCCUCUCGUCUCAGCAGCGGGAAGAAAACCAGCACCAAACGUCCACAGCAUCAGAAGAAACACAGCCAGUGA
Molecule: messenger RNA, 11557 nt
Organism: Xyrichtys novacula (pearly razorfish)
Lineage: Eukaryota; Metazoa; Chordata; Actinopteri; Labriformes; Labridae
Source: the annotation of a GenBank genome assembly